GAAGACUUCACUGAAGAAGUUGCUGAGACAUCCUUGAUUACAGCCUUCAGCAUUCAGUCACCAAGUCCACCUCCUCAGUCCAUUGAUAAACGUGCAAGGCGGAUGAAUAAACAGCUAACACAAGCAUUGAAAACACUGAACAAGGCCAAGAUUUCUUUAAACAAGGUAACACCACCCAGAAGACAGUCUCGUCGGCGUGACAGUGAUGUCAUCAUUGUUGGCGAGGAGCAUUCUCUACAGAAUACCUUGGUGGUCAAAGUUCGCUAUCUGACCAAAGUUUAUCGGAUCCAGAUGCAGUUGAAUGAACCAUUCCAUGUACUGACAAGUAAACUGAGCCAAGAAAUUGAUGAGGCCGAACACAGCUUGGGCUUGUUUCUUCAUGACAGAUCACUUGAGGUGUCAGAGACCCCGUCUUCUGUGAAUCUGACUGUGGCAGAUAUCAUAGUCAGUGAAGAGUCUGUAAGUGCAGCAGACGCCAUCGAGCUAGUCAUUCAGUGCAAGAACAGCAAGAGCCGGAUCACAAUAACAGCCAAUAAGCGGCGUCCUCUCAGUGAUGUCAUUCAGAAAUAUGCCCAGCUUGUCAAUGCUGAAGCUAAUUCCUUUGUGUUUUCAUUUGAUGGUGAGGACAUUGAGCCUACAGACACUCCCGGCAAGCUGGACAUGGAAGACCAAGAUGUUGUUGAUGUUGUUUAUGAUUAG
This is a messenger RNA of Candidula unifasciata, 699 nucleotides long. Lineage: Eukaryota; Metazoa; Mollusca; Gastropoda; Stylommatophora; Geomitridae. The record is from the annotation of a GenBank genome assembly.